GGUCAGGCUCGUGGGGUCUUAUGUAAGAGGCGAGCUCCAGCGGCGGAGCGUCAUUCGGCGGCGGUCUCGAGAUGACUGGAGAGGGUUUAGUCUCAUUUAACAUGAUAUUUAAUGUCACAUCAUGAGUUAAUGUUGAGAUAAAGUUUGAUUUUAAUCGUAAUCAUCGACUCAGGAAGCGGAAGAGCGCGGAAUAUCGACCCGUGAUCUGUUAUUGAUCGUCAUGCCGCCCAUCGAGAAUGACGCGGGACGCGAGCAGAUCCGAUCGAAGAUCGAAGAGCUGAUCGAUUCUCAUCAAGUGCUGGUGUUCAGCAAGAGCUUCUGUCCCUACUGCGUCAAGGUGAAGGAGCUCUUUAAAGAGCUGAAUGUCAAGUGUAAUGCAGUAGAGCUGGACCUGAUGGGUAAGAGCACAAUAACUUUUUAUCCUUUUGCACACAAAGAUGGCGACCUGCAGAAGCUGCUGGGUGAAGGCAGUAAGGCGUACGACUAUGAUCUCAUCGUCAUUGGCGGUGGUUCUGGCGGUCUGGCCUGCUCAAAGGAAGCAGCCGCCUUGGGGAAGAAGGUCAUGGUUCUGGAUUAUGUUGUUCCCACACCGAAGGGCACAACCUGGGGUCUAGGAGGCACAUGUGUGAACGUGGGCUGUAUUCCUAAGAAACUGAUGCAUCAAACGGCUCUGCUGGGUACCGCCAUGGAGGACGCACGCAAGUUCGGCUGGGAAUUCACUGAUCAGGCUGUGAUCAUUUGUUUUGGAGUUUGUUCUCAACAGGCCUUUAGCCGUCUAGGUAUCUUGACCUUGGCACACAAAGAUGGCGACCUGCAGAAGCUGCUGGGUGAAGGCAGUAAGGCGUACGACUAUGAUCUCAUCGUCAUUGGCGGUGGUUCUGGCGGUCUGGCCUGCUCAAAGGAAGCAGCCGCCUUGGGGAAGAAGGUCAUGGUUCUGGAUUAUGUUGUUCCCACACCGAAGGGCACAACCUGGGGUCUAGGAGGCACAUGUGUGAACGUGGGCUGUAUUCCUAAGAAACUGAUGCAUCAAACGGCUCUGCUGGGUACCGCCAUGGAGGACGCACGCAAGUUCGGCUGGGAAUUCACUGAUCAGGUGACUCACAACUGGGAGACGAUGAGGACCGCGGUGAAUAACUACAUCGGUUCACUUAACUGGGGCUACAGAGUUUCCCUACGAGACAAAAACGUCAAUUACGUCAACGCCUAUGCUGAGUUUGUGGAGCCGCACAAGAUCAAGGCCACAAACAAGCGUGGGAAAGAGAUGUUCUACACUGCCGCUAAGUUUGUUCUGGCGACGGGAGAGAGGCCUCGUUAUCUGGGCAUCCCUGGAGACAAAGAGUACUGCAUCACCAGCGAUGACCUGUUCUCAUUGCCCUACUGUCCCGGGAAGACUCUUGUCGUCGGGGCGUCGUAUGUGGCUCUGGAGUGCGGGGGGUUUCUGGCCGGUUUGGGGCUGGAUGUGACCGUCAUGGUUCGCUCCAUUCUGCUGCGAGGAUUCGAUCAGGACAUGGCCAACCGUGCAGGAGAUUGCAUGGAGACACACGGGGUCAAAUUCCUCAGGAAGUUUGUUCCUACCAAGAUCGAGCAGCUAGAAGCUGGAACUCCAGGCCGACUUAAAGUGACGGCCAAAUCAACCGAGAGUGAUGCAAUCUUUGAGGGGGAAUACAACACUGUGUUGAUCGCAGUGGGUCGUGACGCCUGUACAGGAAAGAUUGGUCUGGACAAGGCUGGAGUUAAAGUCAAUGCCAAGAACGGGAAGAUCCCAGUGAACGAUGAGGAGCAGACCAGCGUUCCUCACAUCUAUGCCAUUGGAGACAUCCUGGAGGGGAAGUGGGAGCUGACGCCUGUGGCCAUUCAGGCCGGGAAACUUCUGGCUCGCCGACUGUUCGCUGGAGCAUCUCUGAAGUGCGAUUAUGUGAACGUUCCCACCACCGUCUUCACUCCGAUGGAAUACGGCAGCUGUGGUUACCCAGAGGAGAAGGCCGUCGAGCUCUACGGACAGGAGAACCUCGAGAUCUAUCACAGUCUGUUCUGGCCUCUGGAGUUCACCGUUCCCGGCCGGGACAACAACAGGUGCUACGCCAAGAUCAUCUGCAAUAAACUUGACAACGAACGUGUGAUUGGCUUCCACUAUCUGGGUCCUAACGCUGGCGAGGUCACACAGGGCUUCGGAGCCGCCAUGAAAUGUGGAAUUACCAAAGACCAGCUAGACAACACCAUCGGGAUUCACCCGACAUGUGCUGAGAUAUUCACCACCAUGGAGGUCACCAAGAGCUCCGACGGAGACAUCACUCAGUCCGGCUGCUGAGGUUAAACCCUGCUCGUUUAACAGGCUGUCAGGACUAGUUUAACCUGGUUUAUUCUAGUGAUUUAUCCCUCUCCUCUUGGCAUAAACACACUUGAGUCUCUUUAAAUAAUCUCAGGUCAUUAAAACUCAUUAUGAUCCGCCCUGCCUUCAGAAGGCUUUUGUGUCUCACUGUUGUUCCCCAUAAAUGUCACCCUUUACAAACCAUGUGAUCGUUUCCACAUGUGUGCACAUUGUGGGCGGAGUCUGGGAGCAGCAGUAAGACAGAGGCGGGGCUUCGCUUGCUAAGAGACCAGUGAUUGGGGGAGGAGAUGAUGAUUGACAGCCUGUUAGACAGCAGGGUUACUCUGCUUUAACUGAUUGUCUGAGUCAGAAAUGCACCAGAUGCGUCUGUGCUUUACACUUUUCUUUUAUACACGUGCGCGUUUGGUGCUCUGUGACGUUUUAACCCUUACCCCAUGUUCAGUGGCGGGUUAUGACUGAUGUUUUCUGCACUUGGACUUUAAAUUGAUAAACACAUGUUAACAUCGACUACACUGAUCUUUGGCCUUUGACUCACGAGGGCCACAUACUUUAAUUUCUUUUGGUUGUCGGAGUCUAUUUUUCUAUAUUUAAUAGUGGUUUGUCUUCAGUUGCUCUGCAUCAUUCCACGUCAGGAUCCUAGUAAGACGGAUUUCACUUCCCGCUCAUUAAUUUCUGAUACAGUGGUCGAGUAACUGAGACGUGAUUGAAGCGCAAACCAAAUGCAGCAUGUAGAUGCUUCCUCAAAGUAUUUAAACUAAGAAAAAGAAGCACUUAGAAAUAUCAAUAAAAUGUGUAUGUUCAUAUUUUUAUAAAUGUCACUGGAUUACAUGCAUCUGUAUGGCGGUUUCAUUCAAAUAUAAAUGCAUGUUUGUUUGACUUUUGCUGUUUAUUUGCUCUCUGGAUUAUUUUGUCCUUUCAUCUCGUAUCAUUCACUCCCUUUUGCUUUCGAAGGAUUGUGUUUAAGCAUCAGUUCUUUUACUGUUACUCAGCACCUGAUGAAUGUACAAUAUUUCCAUGGCAUCUCUGUUCAGAUUCUAUUCAUGAACUUUAAUAAAACUAUGUACACUACAUUAA
Molecule: messenger RNA, 3403 nt
Organism: Sinocyclocheilus anshuiensis
Lineage: Eukaryota; Metazoa; Chordata; Actinopteri; Cypriniformes; Cyprinidae
Product: thioredoxin reductase 1, cytoplasmic-like
Exons: 19
Coding region: 221-2308 (695 amino acids)
Biological process (GO): glutathione metabolic process; cellular response to oxidative stress; cell redox homeostasis
Cellular component (GO): mitochondrion; cytosol
Molecular function (GO): glutathione-disulfide reductase (NADPH) activity; thioredoxin-disulfide reductase (NADPH) activity; flavin adenine dinucleotide binding
Source: RefSeq, a predicted model, not a curated record